This is a messenger RNA of Meloidogyne enterolobii, 1078 nucleotides long. Lineage: Eukaryota; Metazoa; Nematoda; Chromadorea; Rhabditida; Meloidogynidae. The record is from the annotation of a GenBank genome assembly.
AUGAGCGGGGGCUAUAAUGUAGAGAAAAAGGAUAUUGAAGAUAUUGUAAAGAAAUCUGCCUAUUUUACCCGCGGGGGCUUAAAUUCGCCUUAUGUGGAUCAGGAAGUGAAGAUUGGUGUGGAUGGUAAUGGGGAAGGAGUGUUCAGGACUGAAAGGAAAUAUGUGCAUCCGCAAAUUAUUUUUGCGGAGAUUGUGGCUUUUUUGUUUAAUUUUGUGAGCUGCUUUGGGCAUAUGGAUUUUGUGGCAUUGUUUGACGCGGGGGCAUGCUUGGACGUGGAUGUUGAGGGACGCCGAUCUCUUAGAUCGUGGGAUGAAUUGAAGAGAGUGGCAAGAAAAUGUCUGCUGAAAUGGCAUACUGAUAAAGCGGGGGCUGGGGGAUUAGAGGCUUGUCAACUGGCACACAAGGCUUUUGGCUAUCUUAUUCAAGAAGGGCAAGCGGGGGCACAGGCUUAUAUAGAAGCAAUGAACCAAGUUAAUACUGAUGGAUAUCGCCUCUGGGACUUGAGCGCGGACCCGGCAGCACAUGAACAACAUUUGAGUCUUGCUGAAGCGAUCAGGCUUUAUGGAAAGAGGGAACCGGUUGUAAAGGAUCCAAGUGGGGGCCAAUGUUUACAUUGUGGGAGCGUGGGGCAUCAGACAAGAUUCUGCAGUAAUGGCGGGGGCUCUGGGCGAAAGGACAGUGCGGGCAAUGUGUGGGUGGUUGGUUGUAAGCUGAGGUGUUUUUCAUGCGGGCAGUGGACCAAAACCCAUAGUGCCAACACGUGUCCAUUUACUCAUCCUGAUGCAAGAGGAAUUGCUAAGCGGGGGCAGCCGAGCAAGUGUUGGAACUGUGGCAAAACUGGGCACAAAGCAAACUUUUGUAAUGCCCCGCGCUAUAAGGAUGUCCACAAUGAAACGCUUCAAACUCGGCAGGAUGUCGAGAAUAAAGCCAAACCGGGGGCUUCGAGAUCAAUGUGGGACGAGCCGUAUAGUGAUGAUGGCGAUAAAGACAAAGCGGGGGCUUCAAGAUCAAUGUGGGACGAGACGGAUAGUGAUGAUGAUGACGAUAUUGGAUUGGAUUAAUUUUAUUUUUAAUUUA